GAUCUUCGGUGAGGCCUGUGGUGACUUUCAACCCAAACUGGGACAAGAUCUUCACAACGGAAUUUCUAACAAUGACCUGUGAUGUGAGGUCUCCUAUUCCGGCAGACGUGAGCUACACCUGGUACAAGGACAAUACGCGGAUACACACAGGACUAAGCUUUGUAAUCACAGAUGCAAAAACAGGAAACAGCGGGGAAUACCAGUGUGAAAGCACCAACACUGGCAGGAGUGACCCCAUCAGACUGGAUGUCAGUCAUGGCUGGCUGAUCCUGCAGGCUCCUCUCUAUGUACAUGAAGGUGACAAUGUGACUCUGAGGUGUCACCAUUAUCCCGGAUAUACUGGAGGAGAGACUAUAUUCUACAAGGAUAAUGAUGUCAUAAGGAAUUGGGGUUCUGAUCCCGAGUUACAUGUUAAAGACAUAAAUCUGAUCACAUCCCGAGGAUAUAAAUGUACAAAACAGGUUCGUCACUAUGGCCUGUAUUAUCAGCACAGUGCAGGAUCUUCUAUAUCUGUGAGAGAACUGUUCACCCCUCCUGAGAUCAGAGUGACCCCGUCCCCGGUAAUAGAAGGAGAUAAUGUAACUGUGACUUGUCACACCAACGUGUCUCCGUACAGACCAGAGACAGAACUGCACUUCGCUUUCCACAAAGAUGGCCGGAAUGUUCAAGGCUUUGGGCCAUCUGACCAAUAUGGAGUCCAGUCCGCUCAGCCGGAGCAUUCUGGGAAAUAUCACUGUGACGUGAGAACAGUUUCUGGUAGAAUGAUAGAGAAGAGGAGUAAAGAGUUUAACAUUGAAAUACAAGAGUCCUUCACUCACCCACAAAUCACAAUGACCCCAAAUCACAUGACUGCAGGAGACACCAUGACCCUGACCUGUCACACAAGACGGAGCCCACUCAUUCCUGAUACGGGUCUGGAGUUUGCCUUUUACAAAGACGGACGCAAAGUUCAGGAUUUCGGAUUAUCGGGGCAAUAUGGAGUCCAGUCCGCUCAGGCAAAGCAUUCUGGGAAUUACUCCUGUGACGUGACGGCUUUAUCCAACAAUUUAACAAAGAGCAGUAAAGGGUUCUACGUCCGGAUACAAGUCCAAUCACUUUCCCAUACAGAGCUCUUCUCCAAGCCGGAAAUUGAGAUGAUCCCAGAGGAGGUCAUAGAAGGUCAUCCGAUGAUCCUAACGUGUAACACGAGUGUCAUGAGAAGUGACAUUGUACUGCAGUUCUCUUUCUACAAGAAUAAAGAGAAUAUAAUGGAAUUCGGUUCCUCUGAUCGAUAUGAAGUCCCAUCAGCUCAGCUGGAGGAUUCUGGGAAUUAUUUUUGUGUAGUGAGAACUCCGACCAACAGUGUGAUGAAGAGGAGCGAGGAGAUAAAUGUGGACCUACGAGGCACCGGUAACACGGGGCUCCUCAUAAUUCUCCCCUUGGCUCUGGGGAUCUUACUCCUCCUUGUUGUUACCCUGGUGACCCUCUUCAUUUGCUGCAAACGCCGUUCAGCCGUCAAAACCCAAGAACCGACAACGGAAGGCCCCAUUGUAUCCAGUGACAGGAACGCACAACCCGAGAUCGCAUACUCCACUCUCGCCAUGCACCCAAUGACACGGAGCGCUCCAGCGGGGACGAUAGAAGGUCAUGAAAAUAAUGUCGCCUACGCCGCUGUGAAGUCCAAAUCAAGAAGGAAACCGGCCGCUGACCCCGACAGCAUCUACCAGAACAUCUCAGGCUUCUGCACUCUCGGAGCUCGUACUGGGGUACAGAGAGAUGGGGAAGGGCGGCUGGACUUCAUAAUGCAUUUCAUGUCCUCAUACAGCGUCCAGCCGUCCUCCCUCUGGUCAGAGGUGUGUCAAGCUGCCAAUCCCGGGGCCUUGAAAGCAAUGGCGUCCUGCUUGAUUCCUCCAGGUUCCUUCCUGAGAUUAUUAAUAGCUGGACUGCGUUACGUGAGAAAUAAUUUCCUCUAA
Messenger RNA from Nanorana parkeri, 1952 nucleotides. Its product is annotated as Fc receptor-like protein 5. NCBI's taxonomy places the organism in Eukaryota, Metazoa, Chordata, Amphibia, Anura, Dicroglossidae. Gene Ontology annotation, biological process: cell surface receptor signaling pathway. The transcript has 11 exons. The annotation marks the transcript as partial. The record is from RefSeq and is a predicted model, not a curated record. Gene Ontology annotation, molecular function: transmembrane signaling receptor activity.